CACAGCACUGCGCACACAGGUUCCCUAUUAAAUGGCAGAGACAGGGACAGAGAGAAGCCAGUGCAGCAUAUGCCAAGUGCCGGGCUACAGUGAUGUUGCAUUGGAAUGAGGAAGUGGAGUGGAGAGGGGUGGGACUGAGACCAGAGCUUCAUCCUGCAGCGCUUCUUAGAGCAGCACAUGGAACAGCUGCUGGGGACUGGGAGAGCUGUGUACAGCCAACCCACGGAAGAGCAGAUAACCAGAAAAACAUGGAAACAGAUGAGGCACAGGAUAUUACCCAAAUGUCAGGAACUCAAAGCCCUGCAAUGAGCGAUGGUUUGGAUGACCCAGAUGAGCCCAUGCCUGUGCCUGAAGAUCUGUCUACAAAUGCAGCAUCACAACAGAAUUCCAAGAAUGAAAAAUCAAUUGCUGUACAUGAGGCUGAGCGCUUUAGGGAUUUACACGCAAUCAUUCUCAAAUCUUUUUCCCCUGGCAAUAUCAAAGUAGAGAAUCACAGUGAUGAAGAGAACGGACGUGCCUGUGAAAUGAAUGGGGAGGAAUGUGCAGAGGAUUUACGAAUGCUUGAUUCAGCUGGGGAGAAAAUGAACGGAUCACUGAACGGACAAGGCACCAAGGCCUUGACAGGAGUUGGAGGUAUUCGACUUCCUAACGGAAAACUAAAAUGUGAUAUCUGUGGGAUAAUAUGCAUCGGCCCCAAUGUGCUCAUGGUACACAAAAGAAGCCACACUGGCGAACGCCCGUUCCAGUGUAACCAGUGUGGUGCCUCCUUUACCCAGAAGGGCAACCUCCUUCGUCAUAUCAAAUUACACUCUGGUGAAAAGCCCUUUAAAUGUCACAUGUGCAACUAUGCAUGCAGGCGCAGAGAUGCACUCACUGGUCACCUCAGGACACAUUCUGUAGGCAAACCUCACAAGUGUGGAUACUGUGGUCGUAGCUAUAAGCAACGGAGCUCCUUAGAAGAGCAUAAAGAGAGAUGUCACAACUACCUACAAAGUAUGGGCUUGCAGAGCCAUCUUUAUGCUGUAAAAGAAGAGAGCAAUCAAAAUGAUAUGGCAGAAGACCUGUCCAAGAUUGGGUCAGAGAGAUCACUUGUGCUCGACAGACUUGCAAGUAACGUUGCCAAACGUAAGAGCUGUAUGCCUCAGAAAUUUGUUGGUGAGAAACGAUUGUCAGAUAUUCCCUAUGAUUCUAAUGCCAACUAUGAAAAGGAAAAUGAAAUGAUGCAGACGCAUGUUAUGGACCAAGCAAUCAACAAUGCAAUCACCUACUUGGGAGCUGAAUCCUUGCGUCCAUUGGUGCAGACACCACCAGGCGGCUCCGAAGGUGUACCUAUCAGUUCUAUGUAUGCCCUGCAUAAACCCCAUGCAGAUAUCACUACUAACGCCAGCCAGUCUGCCCAUGAAAGUGCAGUGGAGAAUCUCUUACUGCUUUCACAGGUCAAGUCCAUCUCUUCUGAAAGGGAAGUUUCUCCAAGCAACAGCUGCCAAGACUCAACAGAUACUGAGAGUAAUAAUGAGGAACGUGGAGGCCUUAUCUACCUGACCAACCAUAUGACCCCUCAUCCUAGAAAUGGACUAUCAACAAAAGAGCAUAGGCCAUUUGAGAUGAUGAGGGCUUCUAGUGACAAUUCACAAGAUGCUUUUAAAGUGAUCAGUGGUAGUGGUGAAUCACUAAAAGUGCACAAGUGUGAGCAUUGCCGCGUCAUCUUUUUAGAUCAUGUAAUGUACACAAUUCACAUGGGCUGCCAUGGUUUCCGUGACCCAUUUGAGUGCAACAUGUGUGGUUACCAGAGCCAGGACAGAUAUGAGUUUUCAUCACACAUAACCCGUGGUGAGCAUCGUUUCAAUAUGGGUUAGACAUUUUUGUUAGUGUUUUUUUGUACA
Molecule: messenger RNA, 1883 nt
Organism: Xenopus laevis (African clawed frog)
Lineage: Eukaryota; Metazoa; Chordata; Amphibia; Anura; Pipidae
Gene: ikzf1.L
Product: IKAROS family zinc finger 1 L homeolog
Exons: 9
Coding region: 93-1856 (587 amino acids)
Biological process (GO): regulation of transcription by RNA polymerase II
Cellular component (GO): nucleus
Molecular function (GO): DNA-binding transcription factor activity; RNA polymerase II cis-regulatory region sequence-specific DNA binding
Source: RefSeq, a predicted model, not a curated record